Messenger RNA from Otolemur garnettii (small-eared galago), 1742 nucleotides. RefSeq names its product gap junction alpha-4 protein. Gene Ontology annotation, cellular component: connexin complex. The coding region runs from base 250 to 1251 and encodes 333 amino acids. The record is from RefSeq and is a predicted model, not a curated record. The transcript is spliced from 2 exons. Gene Ontology annotation, biological process: cell communication. Lineage: Eukaryota; Metazoa; Chordata; Mammalia; Primates; Galagidae.
ACUAGGGCCACCAACAAAUGAGCGGCCCCCAAUCCCUCAUCCCCAUCUAUCCACCCUCACAGCCCCACCAGCCAGUUGCCUGGACCCGCAGCUCUUACUGCAACCCUCUCAAAUCCCGCCACCUGAAGGAUCCUGGCCUGGGGGGACGCCCAUUCCGUGGCCAAAGAACCCGAGAGGAGGAGAGUUUAGUUAUUCAGGAACACCUGGAGGAAAGGGCGCUGAGGAGAGGCAGGACGGAGUCCCGGAGCCAUGGGUGACUGGGGCUUCCUCGAGAAGCUGCUGGACCAGGUCCAGGAGCACUCCACUGUGGUGGGCAAGAUCUGGCUGACAGUGCUCUUCAUCUUCCGCAUCCUCAUUCUCGGCCUGGCCGGCGAGUCAGUGUGGGGUGACGAGCAGUCGGAUUUCGAGUGUAACACGGCCCAGCCGGGCUGCACCAAUGUCUGCUAUGACCAGGCCUUCCCCAUCUCCCACAUCCGCUACUGGGUGCUGCAGUUCCUCUUCGUCAGCACCCCCACCCUGGUCUACCUGGGCCAUGUUAUCUACCUGUCUCGGAGGGAGGAACGGCUGCGGCAGAAGGAGGGGGAGCUACGGGCACUGCCAGCCAAGGACCCACAGGUGGAGCGGGCACUGAUGACCAUUGAGCGUCAGAUGGCCAAGAUCUCAGUGGCAGAGGAUGGUCGCCUGCGGAUCCGUGGAGCACUGAUGGGCACUUAUGUGGCCAGUGUGCUCUGCAAAAGCGUGCUAGAGGCAGGCUUCCUCUAUGGCCAGUGGCGCCUCUACGGCUGGACCAUGGAGCCUGUGUUUGUGUGCCAGCGAGCACCCUGUCCCUACCUCGUAGACUGCUUUGUCUCUCGCCCCACGGAGAAGACCAUCUUCAUCAUCUUCAUGCUUGUGGUUGGACUCAUCUCCCUGGUGCUGAACCUACUGGAGCUGGUGCACCUGCUGUGUCGAUGCCUCAGCAGGGGGAUGAAGGCCCGGCCAGGCCAGGAUGCCCCUCCAGCCCAGGGUACCUCCGCAGACCCUUACACGGACCAGGUCUUCUUCUACCUCCCCAUGAGCCAGGGGCCCUCAUCCCCAUCAUGCCCCACCUAUAACGGGCUCUCAUCCAGUGAGCAGAACUGGGCCAACCUGACCACAGAGGAGAGGCUGGCUUCUUCCAGGCACCCCCUCUUCCUGGACCCACCUCCCCAAGGGGGCCGGAAAUCCCCUAGUCGCCCCAGCAGCUCUGCUUCCAAGAAGCAGUAUGUGUAGCUCCUGGGGCUUAGGUCACCCAACAAGAAGGGUCCUCAGAAGUCUGGCUGCCUGGGUGCCCUUCCUUGAAGGCUCUGCAGUGGUGACUAGACUGGGGAAGCAGAUGCUUGCUGACCAGGGGACCUCAUUGCAGGUUGUUCUUGAACACCUGGGGCCUCCCUGGUGACAAGAAGGCACUAUGACUUCUGUCCAGAUGUGGCUUUGUCCCAGGCACAGAGCGAGCCAGCUCUGGGUGUUCUUGGCCAAGGUUGUUGUGGGCCUUCUAGCCUUUUUCACCUGACUGAGAGGGACCCAGAGCCAACUCACCCCAACCCCACCCUCAUGGAAGAUCAGCCUGUCCAGGCUGUCCUCACAGGGAUCGGGGCUGCUGGGUCGACCUUGGUCCUGCAGGCGGAGUCUGUGUUGGAUCUCACCUGUCGGGGACUGCUGCUUCGUCUUCCUCACUCCUUCCAGGUGCCACUGUUUAUGCUCCUGAAAUAAACAGGACUUGA